AUGGAAGAAAAUGGUCAAUUUUCACUUUCUCAGGCUACAAAAUCUGGUAAAUCAGCCAUAUUAGAUAAUGUUAAAGAUAUCAAGGUAGAAAAUUUCUCAAUAGCAGCCCGUGGUAAAGAGUUAUUUGUUAAUGCAACACUACAAAUCUCAGAUGGUAGAAGAUAUGGUCUAGUUGGUCCAAAUGGGCAUGGUAAAACAACAUUAUUAAAACAUAUAGCUAGUCGUCAGUUACAAAUACCAUCUAAUAUAGAUGUUUUAUAUUGUGAACAAGAUGUGGUAGCUAAUGAAACUAAAGCAAUAGAUGCAGUAUUACAAUCAGAUAAAACCAGAGAAAAAUUGUUACAAGAAGAGAAAUCAUUAACAGAAUUAAUGGAAAAACAGGGAGAAGAUCAUCAAGAUAGAUUAAAUCAGGUAUAUGAAGAAUUAAAUGCUAUAGGAUCUGAUGCAGCAGAAGGUAAAGCUAGAAGAAUUUUAGCUGGUUUAGGUUUUACAUUAGAAAUGAUGGAAAGAGCUACUAAAAAUUUAUCUGGAGGUUGGAGAAUGAGGGUAUCUUUAGCUAGGGCUUUAUUUCUAGAACCAACAUUAUUGAUGUUAGAUGAACCUACAAAUCAUUUAGAUUUAAAUGCUGUCAUUUGGUUAGACAAUUAUUUACAACAGUGGAAGAAGACAUUAUUAGUUGUUUCUCACGAUCAGAGUUUUUUAGAUAAUGUUUGUACAGAUAUAAUACAUUUAGAUAUGCAGAAACUCUUCUAUUAUAAAGGCAAUUAUGCUAAUUUCAAGAAAAUGUUUGUACAGAAGAGAAAAGAACAACAGAAAGAAUAUGAUAAACAAGAAAAGAAACUAAAAGAUAUGAAAGCUUCAGGAAAAUCUACUAAACAGGCUGAAGCUAAACAGAAGGAAAUGAUAGGAAAGAAAAAUAAAGAUAAAAACAAAUCUAAACAAGCUUUUGCUGAAAAUGAAGAAAAAACAGAAUUAAUGCAGAAACCUAAAGAUUAUGUUGUUAAAUUCCGAUUUCCAAAUCCAGCUCCACUCAGUCCGCCUAUUUUAGGUCUCUACUCUGUAUGGUUUAAUUAUAAAGGACAAGAUAAUUUAUUUGAAAAUGUAGAUUUUGGUAUAGAUAUGCAGUCUAGAAUUGCUAUUGUUGGGCCUAAUGGUGUAGGAAAGAGUACCUUAUUAAAAAUGUUAGUUCAAGAACUAGAACCAGUUAAAGGAGAAGUAAGAAAGAAUCAUAGAUUAAGGUUAGGUAUAUACAAUCAACAUUCAGCAGAUCAGUUAAAUUUAGAUGAAUCUUCAGUAGAAUAUUUAAGAAGAUUAUUUGAUAUGCCUAUUCAAGAUUGCCGCAAGACAUUAGGAAAGUUUGGAUUACCCAGCCAUGCCCAUACUAUAUUGAUACGUGAUUUAUCUGGGGGACAGAAAGCCCGAGUUGCUCUAGCUGAUUUAACAUGUCGAGCUCCUGAUGUUCUUAUCUUGGAUGAACCUACCAAUAAUUUAGAUAUAGAAUCUAUUGAUGCACUAGCUGAAGCUAUCAGACAUUUUGAAGGAGGUGUAGUUAUAGUCAGUCAUGAUGAAAGAUUAAUAAGAGAUACAGAUUGUCAGUUAUGGGUUGUGGAAGACAAGACAAUCAAUGAGAUUGAAGGUGGUUUUGAUGAUUAUAGACAUGAAUUAUUGGAAGCUUUGGGUGAAAAUAUUGCUAGUGCUGCUGCUCAAUCCAAAUAG
Messenger RNA from Lottia gigantea (owl limpet), 1716 nucleotides. RefSeq lists its product as hypothetical. The record is from RefSeq and is a predicted model, not a curated record. Gene Ontology annotation, molecular function: ATP hydrolysis activity; ATP binding. NCBI's taxonomy places the organism in Eukaryota, Metazoa, Mollusca, Gastropoda, Lottiidae. Bases 1 to 1716 code for a protein of 571 amino acids. The transcript is spliced from 15 exons.